This is a messenger RNA of Cetraspora pellucida, 688 nucleotides long. The record is from the annotation of a GenBank genome assembly. Lineage: Eukaryota; Fungi; Glomeromycota; Glomeromycetes; Diversisporales; Gigasporaceae.
GUAAUUAUUGCAUCUAAUGAAAAGUAUGAAAUACCAGAAAACCUUAAAAAAACAUUCAAAAGGGCAAUAAAUGAUGUAAAAGAAUCACCAGAAAUUUUAAGAAAAGUGAUAAAUGACGUAAAAGAACUAUCAGAACAUCAAGUCAAAAAAUAUUUUCAAGAAUUUGAUCAACAACUUAAAGAUUUUGAUAACAAAGUUUUGAAAAUCAAAGAUUUUGACAUGAUUGAUUUAGCAUUUAAUAUUCUUUUCAAUUUAGCUAAUUUAAAAACUAAAAUUUUUUCAUUUAUUGAAAAAAUGGAUAAUUUUAACUUGGAAGUCAUUUUUUCAAAUGAAUUUGUUUCAUUAAUUAAUGAAAUUGAUAAACAUUUAAAACCUUUGUCUGAAUGGAAAAAUAUUUGCAUCAAGAUAAUUAACCAAUUUAAAGUUCUUAAUAAUUUUAUUGAAAAUAUAAAAGAUAAUUUGUUUUAUUUUGAAAUUCAAGAAAAAUUAUUAAUCAAAAUGGAUGAAAUGAAAAAUAAAUUACUUGAUAAGUCAAAAAAUAUUGAUGAAUAUGAAUUAAAAAAAAGAGUAGUUUUAGAUUUUUUGAACAAUCUUAAUUAUGAGUUAGAACAAGUUGAAGAUUUAAUGAAAGUUUUUAAGAAAAGUGAAUUAUGUUUAAAAGAUUAUUGGUUUGAUUAUAUUGUUAAAA